UAUCAUGAUUGGUAAAUAGAUUUUACUUUCGAUUUGCUUUUCGUUUUUUUGAAAAGGGUAAUAAAUAGAACAUGUCUAGGUUCAACGUUUAAUUCUUAUUUUGGUUGGAAAAAGUAAAGAUUUGGAUUAAACAAAGUGACUUCAUAAUGGCGGGCGUUAAAGAAGAGACGGCUCCCAUAUUAAAAUGUGGACCUUGUAUGUUUGAUGGCAGUACAGUGGAGCCCAGAUAUUUCUGCGUGGACUGUCUGGAAUACCUUUGUACCGAGUGCAUACGAGAUCACAGGAGAAAUAAGUUAUUACGUGAACAUAAAAUACUUGAAGAGGAUGAAAUUCCGCAGGAUAUUCAAUUGUUUGAAGAAAUGAAGAAAUUAUCUUACUGUAACAAACACUCAUAUGUGGAAAUUGACCAAUACUGCCCAAGUCAUGAUGUUUUAAUUUGCACGUUUUGUUUGCAAAACGACCAUAGGCUCUGCGAAGGUCUUUCUGACAUUUCAUGUGUGCUUGAAGAUGUAUCCAGACGUAAAAAUGUGGAACAACAUACCCAUGAUCUUCGAAGUAAGUGCAAAGCAAAUGACACUGAAAUGAUGCAAACAUUAGAAGAAGCCCAGAAUGAUAUCAAUAAAGUGCAGAAAGACAUAAAUGAUUUUUUUCAUAGUUUAAAGUAUAACAUUGGCAUUUUAGAAAAGACAUUGAAUGAAAAGGUCGAACAUGAGACUCUGCGUUUAAGAACUUAUGAGCAAAAAUUGUCAAAUCUUGAAAAGAAAGCUUCAUAUUACGCAAAUUUGCACACUGUUACGUCCAAGUAUGGGACAUCAAAACAGAGAAUUGCCAUGAACUUCAAAGUGUCGACGUUACUAAAGGAAAUUGAGACUGAUGACUCCGCGAAGUCCGUAAACAAUAAUCACAUUCAAUUUAUUCAACCGACAAAGGUAGAAGAUCUGAUAACUAUGUUACAACAAUUCGAUUUAGUGCUGACUCGCAAGGACAAUCAAGACUCCGAAUUUAGCAGUGACGAAGCAUCGCUGUAUGAGGAUGCAGUGGAAUGUAUUGAACCGAAUGCAGAAGUGGAAGCCACACAAGAGGAAGAAAUAUUGGCAACAUGCGAAAUGGUUCCCAAGGAAAGUUUGCGUCGUUUGCAGGUGAUUGGUAAUCGAAUAAGUUUGCUUAAGUUGGAAAGUCAGCCCACCGAAGAAUUCAAGACUUGUGUUGUAUCAGUAGACAUUUUAUAUGACGGAAGAGUAAUAUUGUUGCAACAAGAAAAUAUUUUGCAAUUGCAUUCACAAAAGCUAUCAUUAAUAUCCAAAGUCCAAUUACAACACAAGGUUAAAGACAUGUGUGUUGUAGAACAAUACAGAAAUGGCCCUUUUAAAGUAGCUGUGUGCUUUGAUCAAUCGUGUAAAAUUGCAAUCUUAAAAAAUAUUCGUGAAUUUCGCCAAAACAACGAGAUUGAUUGCAGCAACAGGGUUCUCAAUAUAUCAAUGUAUGUUCAUCAUUUGGUAGCCCUUGUCGAACGGGACGGUUCAAAACCAUCCUAUGAAAUUCAACUGCUUGACAUUUCGACUGGCCACGUAUGUUACGUAUUUGACGAGUUCAAGCUUUUCUCGAGCAUUAAUGAAGGCUUUUGGCCUGUUGUGUCUUUAUGUAAACCCAACAGAAUAUCUACAUGUAAAAAGGAUAUGAAAGUUAUUGUAGCUGAUGAGAAAACAAUUUACCGUUUUAACAUCAAAGACGGCGAAUGUGAGCAUAACACGUUGUAUGCAGUAGGACUAUGCGUGUGGUACUAUGAUGCAGAACGGGGUAAUAUAAAUAAAUGCAAACCCCCGGAACUUAAGAAAUCUAGCGAUGUUAAAUGCGAUAGUCAGGGGAAUAUGUAUGUUUUAACAAACCAUGGCUUGUAUCAGUUAUAUAGCAUGAAUUCGUGGUCAUACGGCUGUUGUAUGCAACGUCUCAUUACAUGUUUCGAAAGCGCUUCAUCAAUGACCAUAGAUGUACACAGGAACCGGAUAAUAGUAGGUUACAUGGAUGCAGAUCGUGCGCACGUGUUCGAGUUCAGUGUGGCUCGUGACAAAUGAGGUUACUGCAUUUGUGUGUGAUCAAUUAGUCAAAAUAUGAGCCACAUUUUUUAUACUCUCGUAACUUGAAUAAGCUCUUAUUUAUGCUGGUGGCACUCCUCGUUUGAUGAUUUCUUUGGACGACAUGUCAUAGGUUGAUAUUUUAAUAAUCUGUUAUCGUCAAAAUGCCGCAUAUACGUACGUUAUUUAGUAUCAUCGUAGUGAUUAUAUAGAUUAAUAGUUAUGUGUAGCCUAGUUAAUGCACGUGAUUCCUCAUCCUUGCUGCCACUUUAAAAAACGCAAGAUUUACGCUGACGAGCGGACGUUGCACGCAUAAAUGAAUAUGUACAUCUGCGAGUAAAUAUAGUUAAACAUUCCUAAUCAUAAUAAUACGUAUCAGUAUUUUUGGUAUUAUUAGUAGUAGUCGUAUUGGAAUGAUACAGUUAAUGAAUGUCACAUCGUUUGCAUUCUCUGUACCGCUAAUCCAUUUUUAACAAUUUUAUUAGCUUGACUUAUCGAAGAAAAAUGAGAGCUAUACUACUCGCCCCGGCGUCGGCGUUGGUUAAAUGUUUUAAUAAAGUGAAAUAACUUUAACACUAUCAAAGAUAAUUAACUCAAACUUGGAAUACUUCUUUAUGGCAACAAGACAAUUGUGUAGGCCAAGGUGCAUAACUCUCUCAGCAUUAUUUUUAGAGUAAUGCCUCUUUUUAUACUUAGAAAAUUUAAAUUUUGUUUAAGUUUUGUUUUUAGGUCCACUUUAUUCCUAAAGUAUCAAAGCUUUUGCUUUGAUACUUGCAACACUUACUAUCAUAAGGGGACUGUGCAUGCAAAGUUAUGUAACUCUGACUGACAUUUUGACAGAAUUAUGGCCCCUUUUAUGCUUAGAAAAUUGAAAAUUUGGUUAAGUUUUGUGUUUUGGUCCUUUUUACCCCUAAAGUAUUAUAGCUAUUGCUUUCAGACUUGGAACACUCGCUAACUAUCAUAAGGGGACUGUACAGGACAAGUUGCAUAACUCUGGUUGGCAUUUUGACGGAAUGAUGGCCCUUUUUGACUUAGACACUUUGAAUAUUUAGUUAAAAUUCGUGUUUAGAUGCACUUUACUUCUAAUGUAUCAUGGCUAUUGCUUUCAAACUUCAAAUACUUUCUUACUAUUAUGAGGGAACAGAUACCUGGCAAGUUGAAUUUAACCUUGUUCUUUGAAUGACAUUGAAUCUCAAGGUCAAAUAAAUAAAUGUUGCUUAAAUUGCCAUAACUUCUUUAUUUAUGAACAGAUUUGAUUCAUACUUUGACAAAACAACACUUACUUGAAAUACCACAAUGGAUUCAACCCAAACCAUCCUCCACGCCUUACCCCAGAAUCCCUACCCCCCAAUAAAUAAAUAAAUAUUUUUUUCCAUUUUUUUUCCGUUAUUUUUUAAAUAUCAUCUUAUAAAUUACCACACACACACAUUAUUCCCCCUCUCCCCUCCCCCCCCCCCCCACACAAAGGAUUUUUUGUUUUGAAACAUGGUAAAAAAAAAUAAAUAAUUAUUUUCAUUAUUUUUAUUUUUGAAAGACCGUCCAACCGUCCCACCCAAGCUAUUGCUAUCAAACUUGAAAUAUAAUUUUAUUAGUUUGUUUUAUGUCUUUACAAAUGUUCAAUAGAUUGUGGAAAAUAUACCUGAACUCAAUCGUCUACAAUAUACCACUUCUUUAAAACAUAAGCGAUCAAAAUAUGUUUCAAUUAUGGUCCUCUUCCAGUUAGAAUAUGACUAUAUUACCUUGACCUUGAAUAUAAACAAUAUCCCCAUGAUGGCUUAUGUUAUACAGGCAAGCACUCGAAAAGUCGAGCGCGCUGUGUGGCAGCUCUUGUGUUGAAAUUAUGUUUUUUACUGUUAUAUUAAGAUUCAUGCAUUGUUGCAGAUCAUAAAACUAUAAUCUUAGUCUGCAAACAAUAUGGUCAACGAAACAACCAAGUUUAUUGCUUGUCAUUAACCCACGAAGGGCUAACUAAGCCGGCGACCGACACACAUUAUUUUUUCUAAUGAAAAUUGAUUAUUUGCUCUUGUUUUCAUAUGAAAAAACACGGGAAAGCCUCCUUUGUUGUGCUUAUGUUUUUCUUCGACAUAAAAGCGACUGGUCCCCAUAUUAAGAUCCUUAAUGCUAAAACCGAACCAAAUAUAAUAUGAUGCGAUUAAUAGGGAUAACUGGAUAAAGAUGUUUGCUAUGUCGUAUGUUUAAAAUAAAGUAACAAGAGUUUUCAAAACGAUUUAACCUGUUAAAUGUAUGUAUUUUGUAAAUAAUUUUGUAGUGUAUACUUGCUUAUGAUUAUAGAGUUUUCUUUUAUUAAAUGUGUUAUAAUUUUACAUCCACAUAUGCUUAUUGGAAAAAAAAGUUAGCAGUUGCUUGUUCUUUGGUCGGGGAAAAUAUAUCUUUAAAAUGUUAAAAGCUUGUUAUGCUUUUAUUUUUGAAUGCACAACAUUUAUAUUUAUUGACCGAGAACGCUUAUUUACACAUCGUAUUGUUUUCUUUAUUGUAUCAAACCUAAACCCAUUAUUUAAUCGUUUAAACUGCU
This is a messenger RNA of Dreissena polymorpha, 4605 nucleotides long. RefSeq lists its product as uncharacterized. The record is from RefSeq and is a predicted model, not a curated record. The transcript is spliced from 2 exons. The coding region runs from base 147 to 2072 and encodes 641 amino acids. Lineage: Eukaryota; Metazoa; Mollusca; Bivalvia; Myida; Dreissenidae. Gene Ontology annotation, molecular function: zinc ion binding.